AAGUCUCUCGUGUCAUAAAAUAAAUCUCAUUUUCAUCUAUUUUGACGUUAAGUACUGUAUUCAAUUCUUGAAAGAUAUGCUUGAAAAUGAGACGUUGGCUACAAAUGGUCAACUGUCCACAACUUCGACCAUCAUAUCUCGUAUGGAUAUAAACACAUCCGAUAUCACAAUCACGGGAACGCAACCCAAAUCCGUGUCUCAGAAGGAGAAAUACGCGGAGAAACUGUUGCUGCGAUACAGCCAGCGCUGGGUCAAGGACUUCGUGCGGCGCAAAAUCGAUCUGAAUAUGCCGUUACACGCGGACUCGGCCGGCGUCAGUGUGGCCCCACUGCCCACAACGCACCGGCACUGCACGACAUCGCGAUGUCUCUGUCAGUUCAUCGAGGAACACCUCAAAUUCAAGCCCUUAACCCAAUGCAAUAUUACGGAACUUUUUAUGUGAACAACACGAAAGGAGUUUUAAACUUUUUUAGAGACUAUUUUUCAUGCAAUUUGUUACUGUAUUUGUUUUUCUUUUACGUUUUUCGAUGUGAUAUUCAAUUUGAAUUUCUAUUUUUAGAUAAGAUUUUUUAAUAGGAUUUUUAUUUUGCAUUUUCCCCUUUUGGUGUGCCUUUAAAUUAUUUAAUACGGAGUCGGGAUUUUUGUUUAUACCGUACAGUAUACUAUUUGUUUUUUAUAGUACCGUAC
Oppiella nova is the source of this 687-nucleotide messenger RNA. Lineage: Eukaryota; Metazoa; Arthropoda; Arachnida; Sarcoptiformes; Oppiidae. The record is from the annotation of a GenBank genome assembly.